Messenger RNA from Aphanomyces astaci, 2242 nucleotides. Its product is annotated as glutamine-fructose-6-phosphate transaminase (isomerizing). The record is from RefSeq and is a predicted model, not a curated record. The transcript is spliced from 3 exons. Gene Ontology annotation, biological process: UDP-N-acetylglucosamine metabolic process; carbohydrate derivative biosynthetic process; fructose 6-phosphate metabolic process. Bases 47 to 2143 code for a protein of 698 amino acids. Gene Ontology annotation, molecular function: carbohydrate derivative binding; L-glutamine:D-fructose-6-phosphate transaminase (isomerizing) activity. NCBI's taxonomy places the organism in Eukaryota, Oomycota, Saprolegniomycetes, Saprolegniales, Verrucalvaceae.
UUUUCUUUCCCCACCAGUGUUCCAUUUUGCUUGCCGCACACGCAUCAUGCUCCACGUUAGCCGACUCCUCCGCUCCCGAGCGCCUUCUUCGCUCGCCCGUCAGCCUUCUUCGUCGCUCUUGCCAUCUAUGGCCACGCGCGCCUUCACCUCCAAGGCAGCGACCGACGACCAAAGCUGGAUGGGCUAUGGCUUUGGCGCCGCGGCCCUUCUCCUUGCUAGCGGUGCGAGCAUGAACCAAACGGAUAACUGCGGAAUUGUCGGUGUUGUGAGCAAGCACCAAGAAGCCAACACCUUCUUGUUGGAGGGAUUGACAAUCCUUCAAAACCGCGGGUACGAUUCAGCGGGCAUGGCUACAUCCAAGCACGACGGUGGGUUGCCCAUCACGGUGACUAAGUUUGCGUCGGUGCAAGGCACAGCCGACUCUAUCAAUCUACUGCGUGAAACGAAGGAUGAUCAUGCGAAGAAUACGGUCGGCAUCGCCCACACCCGAUGGGCGACGCAUGGCGGCAAGACGGACGAAAACUCGCAUCCGCACUUGGACCAGAACAAGCGUGUGGCGGUGGUUCACAACGGCACCAUCACCAACUACAACGAGCUCAAGAAUGAACUCGUUGAAGCUGGCGUCAAGUUCUCGUCGCAGACCGACACGGAAGUGAUUGCCCAACUCAUUGGCCAAAUCAUGAACGAAGGCGCCGACUGCUUGACGGCUACCCGCUUGGCCUUGGGCCGCCUGGAAGGCACAUGGGGGCUGUGCGUCAUGGCGCGCGACGAACCUGGGAAAGUCAUCGUGGCCCGCAACGGGUCGCCGCUGUGCAUUGGCUACGGCUCCAACUCAAUGUACAUUGCGUCCGAGACGACAGCGUUCACCCGCCACACGAAGCGCUUCCUGUCUUUGCAAGAUGGCGAAGUGGCCGUGGUGAAAGCCGACACGGCCGAAUUGAACCCCACACACCCGGACGACCUCACAACGUUGCAGCGCUUCCCGACUAGCCGCUUGGGCACGGCGCCCGACGUCAAGGUCCGCUUGUCGCCGGCGCCGUUCCCGCACUGGACGAUCCGUGAAAUCAUGGAACAGCCCAAGGCCGUGGCCUCGUCCCUCGGGUACGGCGGCCGCGUGUCUGAUGACCACGUGUACCUCGGUGGACUGGAAGCCGAGAAGGACAAGAUGCUCAAGAUCAAACACUUGCUCAUUUCUGCAUGCGGGACGUCGCUCAAUGCCGGCAAGUACGGCGCCAAGAUCAUGCGCACAUUGGGUGCGUUCGAUUCCGUGUCGGCCGAAGACGCCGGCGAAUGCACGAACGAGCGGCUGCCACGUCACGACGGCGGGUUGUUGGUCGUGUCGCAGAGUGGCGAGACCAAGGACGUCCACCGUGUGCUGCAGCUUCAAGGCGCGCAAGAGAUGCCCAUGUUCAGUGUGGUCAACUCGGUGGGGUCGCUCAUUGCCCGAACCACCAAGUGCGGCGUGUACCUGAACGCCGGACGUGAGAACGCGGUUGCCAGCACCAAGGCGUUCGUGACCCAGGUGACCGUCCUCGGCCUCAUCGCCGCCUGGUUUGCGCAGAACCGACCCGAGUCGGUCAACCGCGGCAAGUUGGACGAGCUCAUCCAGUCGCUGCACCGCCUCCCCAUCACCAUCGGCAUGGCGCUGCGCACCCGCGCGCAAUGCAUCGAAGUGGCACAGAAGCUCAUGCCCAGUGAACACUUGUUUGUGCUGGGCAAGGGCUACGGCGAGCCGAUCGCGUACGAAGGCGCGUUGAAGAUCAAGGAGAUCACGUACUUGCAUGCGGAAGGGUACUCUGGCGGCGCGUUGAAGCACGGCCCGUUCGCGCUCAUCGAGGGCAAGGAAGGGCAGUUUGGCCCCACGCCCAUCAUCCUCGUGGUGCUGGACGACGAGCACGGCCACCUCAUGAAGACGGCGGCGGAGGAAGUCCGCGCCCGUGGCGCGUACACGAUUGUGAUCACAGACAACCCGGCCAUGUGCGAAGGCAUCGCCGACUCGAUCAUCCCGAUCCCCAACAACGGCCCCAUGACCGCCCUCCUCGCGAGCAUCCCGCUCCAGCUCAUUGCGUACGAACUUGCUGUGAAACGAGGCAUCAACCCCGACGUCCCGCGCAACUUGGCCAAGGCCGUCACCGUCGACUAAAUAGUAUGACCCGGUCCGAGACGUACAGUACUCAACUAAAACCAUAAUAAAACACAAAUGCAUGUGUAUCUGUCGUAGUGCUGUACACUGCAUCCCAUA